Aspergillus ochraceoroseus IBT 24754 is the source of this 2249-nucleotide messenger RNA. RefSeq lists its product as uncharacterized. Bases 222 to 1958 code for a protein of 578 amino acids. The record is from RefSeq and is a predicted model, not a curated record. NCBI's taxonomy places the organism in Eukaryota, Fungi, Ascomycota, Eurotiomycetes, Eurotiales, Aspergillaceae. The transcript is spliced from 3 exons.
CCCCCCCCAACCUUAUUAGAUAAUAUUUGAAGUGGGUUACAGCGAAGUAAGAUAUUAGGAGUAUCGUCCAAGUUUGGGGGGAAAAUAAUCGAAAAAGAAGAACAAGGCAAGCAGAGGAUCGGAGAAUAAAUUGUGGACACCGUCGGGCUGGGUUACAGGAGACACCAAGGGCCAUUUUGGCUGUGGAUGUGGAGGUUAAGACAGCCGAUAAUUUUUGCAUAAUGACUGCUACGCUGAAUGGGAUGUUUAAUUCGGCCCCGGAUACACCGUCCCCAGUUUAUCCCGACAGACUGAUUCGUCCCCUGCCCAAGCGUACCCUUCGCUCUCGCUUGUCCUCCGAGGCGGCCGAUUCGAUCUUCUACCCUCCCGCUCCGCCAGCAACGCAGCUCUUUUACGGAGCUUGUGCGACUACUGGAGAUGAUAUAAACGACUCGAAAGUAUACGUUCAGCAGAGCGACGGUCGUGAUCACAGCCCCGAUCGAGAUCACCACCAUCCUCCGUAUGACAAUGGCGUUGAUCUAGACAGCGGUGAGGAGGACGGUCCGGUGGUUGUUCGUCGGAGUGCCGGUUUUCGUGGGUCGUCCCUGUCUCCGUCGACUUCCAGUGUGCAACCACAGACUCUCCCCAGCGGGAAGGAGCAACCGAUCAAGCUGUCUUCGGCAGGUCCAGACGGGUACGAUGCCUUCGAAAACACUAACAACAAGAAGAAGCGCAAAAUCCCAACCCCAGGAAAUUUGGGUGGCCAUCAUUCCUCUCUCUCGCCAGAAUUUUCAAAUAUGGGGCUGUCGAACUCUGCUCAAACCUCUUCCAUAUCUCCUACUGAAGGCACCCACGUGAGUACAUUUUAUGGCACAGGAAGCCCCGCAUCUCCAGUAGGCAGUGGGAUAUCGGGCGCGGGAAGAGGUCGCCUUGGACGCCAAUCUCGCAACACGGGAAGACAGUCUUUGUCGGGACAUGGUCAAGUCACCUGGUCACACAGUCGUCGCGACGGGCUGAUGUCUUCCCCGGGUCCGACGGGGGAGAGCACCGAAACGCAAAGCCAGGGCAUUAUCUCCGCAGCUAUCGCUAAUGCUGCAGCUUCAGUGUUCGCCUCGCCUUCCCAAGUUCCGAACAAAGGCAGUGUUGUCGACCAGCAGGCGACAACACCCACGAAAACUCAAUUCACUUUCACAUGCGAGUCCGACUCAUCCAAAGGAAUGGCGUUACACGCACAGAAUCCGUAUUCGGUACCCCACCGCUCACCAGGCACUCACCCUCAGGCAGGACAAUCACGGGGAUUUACUACGCAAGGGACACAGACGAGUCCUAAUAAUGUUGCUCCGCAGCUAGGCCAGCAAGCAAAUACUUACCAGCAGCCGCAGCCGCAACCAGGAGCUCCCGUGGCCGAUCAAGCAAGCACGGGAAGGAAGAAAAAGAGGUCGCCGGGGAGUCUUUAUGCUUUGGCAGCGCGUCAGCGGAAGAUCCAACAGCAGUAUGCCAACCUUCACCAUCCACCCAGCCUGGAAGACAUCUGGAUCUGCGAGUUUUGUGAAUACGAGAGCAUCUUUGGUCGCCCACCAGAAGCUCUCAUUCGACAGUACGAGAUCAAGGACAGAAAAGAGCGUAAGCGACUAGCGGAGAAGAAGCGGCUACUAGAGAAGGCCAAGAUGAAGGGGCGGAAGAAUAAGAAGGCAACAAAAAACGCAUCAAAGCAUGCAGCGGCCCAACAUGCAGCAUACGAUCCGGGGUACGACCGGGCAUCUGUCGAUCACUCUUCCCUCGGAGGGGGAUCGGGGGCGCUUCACGACGAUGAGUAUUUGGGGACAGAGUAUGAUGACGACGUGGGGGCAGCCAUUCCACCAUCUGUUCCUCCAGGAACGUUCAAACCACCGCUCCCUCCCGGGAGUGCGACCAAGAAAAUGACGACGAGUGCUUCGAGCGGCCAGGGAGCGGUGGAAGGAGGGAUGGAACCUCCCUGACAUCUUGGUUCCAUGAGUCUUGGGUGCACCCUUUGUGUCGCGACCGUCCUUGUUCGUUGUUUAGUUUAUCUGGUUUUGGUCUUUGCAUGGCCCGAGUUGUUUUAGCCCUUUGUCUAUUAUUCCGUAUCCACGAAUCCCCGCUCCAAUAGUCUCUUUUAAUGAGUGUCACGUCAAUGGUAAAAACUUUUUACAUAUGCAACCGCUCAGGUGGCAACUCUUCAUUACUGGUUGGCGCGUACCUAGUAUGGUGGAGAAAUAGUCUCAGGAGAUAGGUAGAGAUCAGGUCUAUGA